Ictalurus punctatus (channel catfish) is the source of this 3701-nucleotide messenger RNA. RefSeq names its product transmembrane protein 275a (gene tmem275a). The record is from RefSeq and is a predicted model, not a curated record. Bases 500 to 1120 code for a protein of 206 amino acids. NCBI's taxonomy places the organism in Eukaryota, Metazoa, Chordata, Actinopteri, Siluriformes, Ictaluridae. The transcript is spliced from 2 exons.
UUCUCACAGAGAAAAGCAAAUGCAGCAGAGAAACACAGAUCAGAGGAACGUGUCCGAGAGCCGAGACUCAUCUCUACAGCUCUACAGCUUUCUCUCUGUUUCUAACCGACAGUGCUCCUGCUCAUUACAGAGCUUUCAGUGCACAGGGUGAUGGAUUUAUUCCACAUUAUUACGGCUUUCUUUCUUUUUCUCUUUUUUUUAAAAUUUUAGAUAAUAAAAUAUCACCAGAGAUCUGAAGUGGUAAAACACGAGAUGAUCUUUCAGCAUCAUUAGGAAUUCACUGAGUGAAGGAUUUUACGGUGCUUUCGGAGACUUGGGACGGUGAUGUAAUAAAAACAAAGAUUGUAUUUCCAGGACAUGACCUGUCUGAUUUCUCUGGGCUGGAUUAAGACUCCAAGAUUCCUUCUUACAAGUUGCCUGAAAGACGUCACCCAGGAUUAACGAUGCAACACUAACAAGUCUACACCCGAGACUACAUGACCAUAACUACGGUAUAGAAAUGGUUUGUACUGAGCAUAACUCGGGCACCUCCGUGCCCAAAAAAGAGCCUCAGGUCCGUAAUAAACGUAAAUCCCGUCCUCAGGGCCUCCCGUCACCGGCGCUGUGCUGCGCGUGUGGCCUGUGCAUCAUGCUAGCGGGUAUCAACAUCACCCUAGUUGGCGCCUUCGCCUUCACCACGCUCAUGCCCUCCGGUAACCCGCCUAUCAUCAUCGGACCCGUCCUUCUGCUCGUCGCCUUCACUUUCUUCGCCGCCUGCUGCGUGUGCAGCCGCAUGCCUCCUCCUCAUAGCUCACGUCGAACCAAAUCGGGCAACGCGGGCUUCAUGAGGCACCACGGGGCCACGUUCGAGAUUGAAACGAGCGAGCACACCAUUCAAGACACGACCGCCGUGCAGCUCAGUCCCACCAACUCGCCCAGCUUCUCGCGCAGCUCGGAAUCAGAUCGAGAUGCCAGUGUGAACGCAAAUGCUAACAUUAACGCUAAUGCUAAUGCACCCGCUCCAGACUAUUCGCUCUUCACUAUGGAUGCUAACGGGCCGAACUCGGUGUCAGCGGCUUUUUCCACCGCUACAGGAAGUGGGGAGGCGGUCAGGCUCACUUUGCCGUCCAAUGCCACCUAGGAGAGACUGUAAAACUGUUCUGAAAUGUAAAUAAAAAUGUCGCAGGAGGGAAGGUCACGCUUGGGUGAUGUUUUGUGGUGCGUUAACGUAGACGUAUUAGCGCAAGAGGCGGAGGAGUCCACGGAGUAACGAACUCGGCACUGGCGGCUUUUAAAGCCUCCACGGGAAGUGAGAAAUUCAUCACGUUCGCUUUAUCGUCCAACGCCGUCUGAAAAGAAUCUGCAAAUCUUUGCUGAGGUGUAAAUAAGAAGUUUUGAGAGGGAGUUGGCACUUUGUGUGGCACUAUUUUGUCGUUAAUGCUAACUAAGAUGCACUGGAAUGUCCAGAAACAUAUGAAGAUCUUUAAAGGAUACCGAGAGACUUUUAAACUCCUUGAAAUGGAAGAAGCCUCGGAUCCAUGGAUGCUAAUCAGACAAGCUUGGUGUUAGCAGCUUUUUCUGCUUCUGCCAUCUAAUUCCACCGAGAAGAGUCUGUGAAUUUCCACCGAGAUGUAAAUAACGUGUUGGGUGUGUUCAUCACGAGUGUAUUCGAACUUCCCUGAAAGCUAAUGCCAAAGUGAAUGCUAGCUUAAACAGGCCUUUUCCAGGAUUCACACUCUUGCUAAUUGGCUUGGCUAAGUAGCUCGGCAUUGAUUAAUACUUUUGGGCGUUUUGUCCACAGGAAGCAGAGACGUGGUGAGAUUCUCUUCACCUCCUGACGCUACAUCGGAGUUGAAUAAGCGUAGGUCAUUAGCGGAGACGUGUUAGCCCUUUUUGAAAAAGUCCUGCUUUUGGAAAGCUGACGGUCGAGAGAAACGUAUCCAGGACUUUUGAAACUCCAAAUGGAUGGAGCCUCGGUGUGUGAAUCACUGUGUGUCUUGUGUUUCACGCGUUCGCACUCUGCCACUGUUACUCAGAUUAUUCACAGUUAUGGCGCUAAGAAAGACACAGAAUCUGCUGACGUGCCAAGACUGUCUGCUGUCUUUGCAGACGAAGCAGAGAAAUACGGCGAUGUGAUAUUACACAGACGAAGCAAAUACGAACCUUUCUGUUCUGUUUCCAGGCACACAUUUCUUUUUCCAUUUCUAUAAAAGCGUGUUGUAGUGUCGCACACUCUGCAGGAUACACUGCCAAUUUCUAAAACUAUUCAGCAUCAUGAGUAUUGCAAAUGCCAUUUUUAAAAAAAAUAAUUGUGCAAUUAAUACAAGCAUCAUUAAGUUGUAGUAUUUUUAGCGUCACCAGUAAAUGACGGUAGGUUACGCGGACAGUUUGCUACGAGUGCUACGUCGUAGCUCAGAGACGCUGUUAAAGGUCACGUCGACAGUUGGGACGCUUUUGGCUUGUAUGUAAAACUCAUAAAACUCUUCCGAAUAUAUAGUCGCAUCACUUUCUCAUUGUGCUAGACCACCUCAUUCAGACCCGAGGGUGAAUGCCGUGUUCCCUUUAAAACCACACCUCCAGAACUCAUAAAACACCGACAUGCUAAUGAAGGAGGCGGAGCUUUCUUAACUGUCAUACGACCUUAUAAUCUUCUUUAUUCUGAGAUAGAGGUACUGCCGAAUGCACCCGGAAAAUGUAUUCCCUGAUCGAUGAGAGCUGUAAGCCACUUAACUACAUUCAGAGGAUUUACUGUCAGCUCCAAAAAUAUUGGCAUCCUUGGCAAAGAUGGUCUCACAUCUAACGAAAAUAUGAUCCUUCAAAUCCUUUAAUUAAACUCAAUGUAUUAUCUAAUCUAAUCUUAUCUAAUCUUCUGCAUGUUUAAUGAUUAAGGGAAUCAUUCCUCUGUGCCACCUUUUUUAUUUAUACCCCAAGUGGAUGUCUCAGGGACGACUCAGGUGAACUUAAAAAAAAAAAAAAAAGUAAAAAGUAAAAAUAUAAAUACUAUUAAUAUGUAUCAGUUGUUCCAGCAAUUUUGCUCAUAAAGAAUUUCUAGGGGUGCCAAAAAAUAUAAACACGUGAUUUUGUCGCAAAGUGUAGUUUACUUAAAAAUGAAAUAAUACAUUUACUUAAAGACAGGUUUCUUUUUCGGUGUGAGAUUUUUACCCAUCUUUACCAAGGGUGCCAAUACUUUCGGAGCUGGCCGUAAUUUCGAAAGUAUGGAGAGCUGGACGUUGUUAAUCAGGGGAAAACGGUUAGUAUUAAACGUGCGCGAGUGUUAUUGCAUCAUAAAAUAGAACAACCAAUCAGGUUCCAGUAUGCAGAUAACGAUUUGGAAAGUGGGCGGGGCAUGCAAUAUUGGGAGUGUUUAUUUUAACUGACAUAAUUAUGUUUUGUUGUUGUUGUUGUUGUUGUUGUUGUUCUUGUGAAACUGCUACGUGAAUCUGUUUAAGAUUUUCCCCCCGCUGUUUUGUCCAGCGUGCCAUAUUUAGUUUUUUAUUCCUUCCACCAAAUUGCCAUGAUGCGUUUUGAAAGUGAUUUUCCGCCCUGCGCUCGUUCACCACGGGUCACUACACACGAUUCUCCCGCAGUGCUCAUCAGAAAAGGGCAUCCGCUCAUUACUGUAAUUAUUCAGGAGAGAUAAAGUGGCUAGUGGAAAAUAGCAUAAUGACACGACAAGUGUGCGUACGUGUGUGUGUGUGUGUGUGUGUGUGUGUGUGUGUGUG